This is a messenger RNA of Symbiodinium necroappetens, 1494 nucleotides long. Lineage: Eukaryota; Dinophyceae; Suessiales; Symbiodiniaceae. The record is from the annotation of a GenBank genome assembly.
AUGGCUUCCGUUACGAUCGUCGCCUGCACCUGGAACCUGGGCUGCAAAAAGCAGACCGCUGCUUUGCCGGGUGCAGAUGCCUUCCGCUGGCUGGCCGAUCUUUGCCGUGGGACGCGGGCAUCUUUAGUGGCUCUGGGGCUUCAGGAGUUGCAUCCGGAUCAUCUGGCGCCACUCCGGGACCGAGUUCUCGAGGUGCUCCGUGCAGAGGAUGACGAAGAAGCACCUUUGGAGGUCCUGGCCUCGGUGCAUUGCGACUCUUACCUGCCGCUGCUCGUAUUCGAGCGGGCUCCGCAGAGCAACCAGGUUCUGUCAUUGCCGUUCACUUUCGAUGACAAGAAGGUCUGCUCCAAAGGCUGCAUCGCUGUGGAGUGCCCGAGGCAGGGCAUCAGCCUCUGCAUUGCCAACGCGCACUUGGAGGCUGGCCACGGCAAGACCGAGGUCCGAGAUGCGACGUUUGCGCAGAUCGGCAAAUGUGUUGAGGACAGCCAGCACUCGCUUUUCAUCGUCUUGGGCGAUCUGAAUUAUCGUCUACAGGGUUUGCCCGGGAAGACCAUCGAGGAGCCGACGAAGGCCACACCUCCCGACAAGCGCUCGCCAGAUUUCUUGUCAGAGUUCGAGGCGCUGACCAGCGCCUUCGAGGAGGGUGAUGUAACACCCGAAAUGGGCAAGGAAAACAAGCAGUGCGUAGCCAGUCAUGAUGCUCCCGCAAGACUUCAGAAGAUGGCUGCCCACCGCGUGAGGCUCAACCUGAGCCGGAAGGUCGUGCAGGUUCCUGAGAUGCCCAUGACCGAGACUAGCUUGGAUGUUCUUUUCUUGAACCACAGCCUUCGCCCGCCCCUGAACGAGCUGUACUUGAAGGAGACCAAGGCAUUCUACGCCAGCAAAAUUCAUUUCUUCAAUGGCAAGCAUUGGCAGCUCCGGACUUUAACUGCGAAUGAGAAGCACUACAUCGUGCCGAUAUUAGUAAAUACAGGUGGCAUCGCUUACAACCGACCCAUCUUCGCCGACUUUGUCCAGAUGCACUUUCUGCCGAAUUACCAGAGGAGCAUGUGGCACGGACACACCAAAAGACACGUGCAGAUCCCCACGCCGCUCGGUGAUGGCAUGAGCAUCGACCAGGUAUGGCCUGGAGGCGGCGGCAACAGAUUUGGCACCGAGGAGGAGCUUCGAAAGCCAAGCAGCAUCGCGUUCAACUUGGUGGGACAUGAACUUGCAGAAGUCAUCGUCGAGUGCAACGGCCUGGUAGGCAACCUUGAAAGCAUGACUGAACGAGGAAGGCCUCGGGAGUACCUCCAAGAGGUUCGUCAGGACAUGAUUCAGGCAACCGCAGAGCGCUUCGCCAAACAGGGUGCGACAGUGGACACCAUCGAGCGCGAGAUCAGUGCGAUGAGUGCCGACCCAAUGACGACAUGGGAUGAAGCGUCCCUUCCUGUCCCAGAUGAGCUGUGGGUGAACGUCUACCAGAAUGACAUUGACUGCGACAACUUCUUGAAG